Messenger RNA from Oryzias melastigma (Indian medaka), 5632 nucleotides. RefSeq names its product ATP/GTP binding protein 1 (gene agtpbp1). Gene Ontology annotation, molecular function: metallocarboxypeptidase activity; zinc ion binding. The transcript is spliced from 27 exons. Lineage: Eukaryota; Metazoa; Chordata; Actinopteri; Beloniformes; Adrianichthyidae. Gene Ontology annotation, biological process: C-terminal protein deglutamylation; proteolysis; protein side chain deglutamylation. Bases 195 to 3899 code for a protein of 1234 amino acids. The record is from RefSeq and is a predicted model, not a curated record.
GCGCUUUACAGAUCGCUACAGAUCCGGAUAAUGACGAGCCAGCCUGACAGUUUACUCAUCACAACAUUACCAACAGGGCGUUUCGAGCAAUGUUCAGAAGCAGUAGCUGCUUCACUUAUCUUGGAAUGGGUCCACCCUGAUCGUAACAGCCUUUCCCUUUCAUUCAGGCAACAUGACAUUUUAAGCUGCUGAAAAUGAACAAACCCAAAAUGGCCUCAGAAAAAGGUGUUCCCAGUAACUCCAGUCUACUCAUGCUUCUGGACCAAAUAGAGAGAAUGAACGGGGAGGCCAUGCUCAGGGAUGCUGAACUGGCCAGACAUGUCACUGCAAAAAUCCUUCAUCUCAUACAGACACAAGAGAAGAGUGGACGGGAGAUUAUGUCCAAGGGCAGCGGAAUGGAGGUCAUCCUGGCUUCACUGGAGAACUGCAGGGACGUUCAGACCACCUUAAACAUCCUCUACAUUCUAACUGAGUUGCUGUCUGUGGGCAGAGGCCACAGGGUGGAAGUGUUUAUUUCCAAAGGAGGAACAGGAAUUUUAUUCCAGAUUCUGAUUUCUGCUAGUAAAGAGUCGCCUCCCAGCGUAGAGCUCAUGCUUCAGCUUCAUUCCCUUCUGGCAAAGGUUGGACCUAAAGACCGGAGGUUUGGAGUGAAGGCUCGCUUGAGUGGAGCGCUGAACGUCACUGUCAACCUGAUAAAACAAAAUCUGCAAAACACCAAACUGCUUCUGCCCUGUCUGCACGUUCUUAGGGUUUACUCUUCCAACUUGGUAAACGCCAUGUCAUUGGGCAAGAUUGAAGGAGUAGAACUCAUGUUCAAGAUUAUUGGACCGUACAGCAAGAAAAAUACCAGUCUACUCAAGGUAGCUCUGGACGCACUGGGAGCUCUGCUCAAAUCCAAAACGAAUGCUCGCCGUGCAGUGGACGGUGGCUAUGUGGCUGUCCUGCUGGCUCUGUACCAGGAUUGGCAUCGCAACGACACGCGAUGUCGUCACAUUUUGAUUCGGAAGGGGCUCCUGGUCUGCCUUCGGAACGUUACUAACAUCAAACUGGGUAGGAAGGCUUUCAUAGAUGCUGACGGCAUGAGGAUUCUGCUCAACUCGUCUACCGAGUGUCUCCCAGUGCGGACUCUGGAUCCUCUUGUUAACACGUCGAGUCUCAUCAUGAGGAAGUGCUUUCCUAAGAACCGUUUGCCUCUGCCGACCAUCAAGUCCGCCUUCCACUUCCAGCUCCCUCACAUACCUGCCGGAGGUCCCGUGGCGCAGCUGUACAGCCAUCCUCCCGGGGGAAAAACAAGUCAUCAGCUCAGCAACAAGGUCUUAAAGAAGGUUGAUGAUGUGGUGGAUGACAGCGAUGAUAAUGAGGAGGCGGAGGCUGAUACAGACACUGAGAAUGACGAAGAUGAGAAGGACAACUGUAUGCUGAAUGACGACAUAGAAACAGACCUUAACAAGCUUUAUCCCAAAAGGAGCCUUUGCCGUCCUUUCGAGGAUCUAAAGGUCUAUGAGAGAUUCUUCUUAGAGCUGUCCGAAGACUUUCAGGGAUACACCCUUAAGGGCCCAAAGAGUACUAAUUCCAUGCCUUCAUCGGCUUCCCCAUCAUCCUUGUCAGCAUCAGCUCGCUCCCCUCGACCAGUCACAGUGCCCUCUGCUCAAACUCAGCCACCAAAUGACAUUCCCAUACCAAGUUCUCAGGAGGAUCGCAGCUCUACCAAAGGUCAUGGAACCCAGCCGUCUUCAUCUGCUCUCACGUCGACCCCCUCUCCUCCUUUAACCCCUCUAGACCUGGACAACAUCCACCUGAGCAAAGGUAAAAAAGAGGAGGCCAGUAGUCCUUCUGAUGGGGAUAGAGUGAUAGAAAAGGAACUAGUUAGUCCAUUUGAGUGUGUCUCUUUGGAGGAGAAGGAAGAUCUCAAUGCGGAUGCCUCUGAAAGAGUCAGACAGGAAGGGUCUCCAAUCAAUGCCACCAGACACAUACAGUCCCCUUUGCUUUUGGGGGGUAUCCCUACUCUUCGGGUCGGAAGUGGAGGCAGUAACUUAGGUUCAGAUUGUGGCUCAGAGGGGGCUGACGAAGAAGGAGGGGAGGGGGCCGUGCUGGAAGUGCCAGACACUGCUCGCCUUCUCCCACUGCACAAUCCAGACUUGUAUGUGGAGAUGGUGAAGGAGACCUGCUCAGUCCCGCAGUACGCAGAAGUGGCUUACCCAGACUACUUUGGUCACGUGGCACCAACAUUCAAGGAGCCUCUUCUGGAGAGACUUUACGGGGUGCAGAGGUCCAAGAUUUUCCAGGACAUUGAGAGGUUGAUUCAUCCAAAUGACAUCUUGGAUAAAGUGGUUUAUGAUCUUGAUAUUCCCAAUUGUCCUUUGGUUAAAGACGAAGGGGAAUCGCUGAAGUUCAACUCUCAGUUUGAAUCUGGCAACCUCAGAAAGGCAAUUCGAGUUAGGAAGUAUGAGUACGAUCUCGUCCUGAAUGCCGAUAUAAACAGCAAUCACUACCAUCAGUGGUUUUAUUUUGAAGUGAGCGGCAUGCGAGUUGGAGUUACUUACCGCUUCAACAUCAUCAACUGUGAGAAGUCAAACAGCCAGUUCAACUACGGCAUGCAGGUGCUGAUGUACUCUGUGCAAGAGGCCAUCAGUGGCCGGCCUUGUUGGGUCAGAACAGGAACCGACAUCUGCUACUACAAGAAUUACUUUGCAAGGAGUUCCAUUGCAGCUGGUGGACAGAAAGGAAAGUCUUAUUACACGCUGACCUUCAGCACGAGCUUCAGCCACAAGGAUGACGUCUGCUACUUUGCCUAUCACUACCCUUACACGUUCUCCACUCUUAAGAUGCACCUUUCCAAACUGGAGGAUUUGAGGACACCUCAGAUUUACCUGAGACAGGAUGUACUGUGUGAAACGCUGGGAGGAAACCACUGCCCGCUCCUCACAAUCACUGCCAUGCCCGAGUCCAAGUCCAGUAACCACAUCUAUCAGUUUCGGAAUCGCCCAUUGAUCUUCUUGUCAGCCAGAGUACACCCUGGAGAGACUAAUGCCAGCUGGGUGAUGAAAGGCACGCUGGAGUUUCUGAUGGGCACUAGCACUCUGGCAGCCAGCCUGAGAGAGGCGUACAUCUUCAAGAUCGUCCCCAUGCUCAACCCCGAUGGAGUUAUUAACGGAAAUCAUCGUUGCUCUCUGAGUGGAGAGGAUUUGAAUCGCCAAUGGCAGAGCCCCAACCCUGAGCUCCACCCCACCAUCUACCAUACUAAGAGCCUGCUGCAGUAUCUUGCACACAUACAAAGGGCACCGCUGGUGUUCUGCGAUUACCACGGUCAUUCUAGAAAGAAGAAUGUCUUCAUGUACGGCUGCAGUCUGAAGGAGACCGUCUGGCAGUCCAACAUCAGCGCUACCUCCAGUGACUUACAGGAGGAUCUCGGGUACAGGUCACUUCCUAAGAUCCUGUCUGAGAUUGCUCCAGCCUUCAGCAUGGCCAGCAGCAGUUUUGUCGUGGAGCGCUCCAAAGAGUCAACCGCCCGUGUGGUUGUUUGGAGAGAGAUUGGAGUGCAGCGCAGCUAUACCAUGGAGAGCACGCUGUGCGGCUGUGACCAAGGGAAAUAUAAGGGUUACCAGAUCGGUACCAGAGAGCUGGAAGAGAUGGGCGCUCAGUUCUGUGUGGCCCUCCUGAGGCUGAAGAGGUUGAUCGGGUUUCGCAAUCACCAACAUGGGUGGGAUUUGGACAACGACGUGAUAACCAUCCCAGCAAAAACCGUGAGCAGUAGCCCAACCACCUAUGUGAUGGAAGAAGACGAGCCGUCCUUCCUGGAGGCCAUCGACUACAGCGCUGAAAGCAACGACGAAGACGCCGAGCCUGAAAACGAGCUUGCUGACGAAGCUCAGGAGAAUCUCGACCAGCUAUCCGACUAGCGCGGACCUUAAGCUCACAGCUAGCCAGUGCCUGUUCCAAGUUGAUAACAAAGCAUUGGAGUUCACAGCAGGAGUUGUGAGAACCUUCACCUCUCACUUUUGUCUGGUGACUGAAUAGUCUCCCACACUGUUUGCUCUUUUCCCACUUCUUCUGUAGGCCGGCUCAGUGGCCCACUGCUUUUCCUGAAUGUGCAAACUCCACUUGCCUUUUUCUUCACCCAAAUUCACAACUGUAAGAAUCGGGGUGUUUCAGUGAAUGUUUUCACCUUUCACUAUCACGCUUCACAGACCCCCACUUCUCAUAUAUAAGGACAGACUUUCAAGUAACUGAAGGAAUGUAGUUUUCCUCACUUAAACUACACAAAACCAACUUUCUUUGGUUCUUGGUAGAACAUUACUGAUAUGAAUAUUAUGUAGUCGUGCUGUUUUGCACUUUUGAGCAGUCCUCCUCGCCUCCUCUAAAAUAUCUCCAUCCUUUACCACGGUGCAAUCACUCGCUAUUUGCCUUUGUCCGUCUAUGAAUGAAACUGUAGAUCACACGAAUGUAAAACCUUCACGUCUUUUUCAGCUCUUCAAAUACAGAUGCAAACCUUUGUUACAAACUUCUGCCUUCACAAGCAGCGGUUCCAUAUUUAGAUGGGGUUUCUCGUAUCCACGUAUCGUAUCGUCAGUGUUACCACACAGUAUUCUAAAGCUAUGAACAAAACGCAUGAGCUGCUGAAAGCAGAAAACACCUUUACACCUCUACUGAUAGCAACCAGAGUGUUGGUAAAAUUCACUUUACAUGUCAAAAAAAUGUCACCUGAUUGCUGUUCAAUAAUGAUACUGGAAUUUUCCUUUGCUCCUCUGUGUACAUUUGUGGACUUGCUUUAAGCAGAUGGCGCCUUGUAUGAUAAGAACGACAUAAUUUGGAUUUUUCUUUUUAUGAACAUUUGUUUGUGGAGCAUAUGGAUUUCUUUUUUUAGUUCAGGGUGGAUCUUUAAUGUUUGUAUUUGAACCAUUCUCCGUAUGUUUGAGCAAAACGCUCACAAAAGUCUAUUCCAUUAUUCGGCUAAACUGAACCUCUCAGAAUUUCUUCUUUCAAUUUGAUUAUCCUGCCUUGCUCUUCAGUCUUUCCAAUCAUUUUCCCUCCUCUUCCUCUGUCCUUUCGUUUUAUUUUUUUUUCCCUAUUUUGCUUUUAAACAUCUCACAAAACCAAGGUGAUCACUGUUACAAAUGCACAUGCAAGUCUGGUAGAGAUGUAAAAUGUUUAUGAGAGUCAUGUCGACACAUAAUUUUAAUAUUUGAUGUGCAUAUUUAUGUUUGUGAAGCCGUUUGUGUUGCAACCUUGUGCUUGAAAAGUUUUUAUUUUGCUUUUGGUUUUAAUCUUGUUUUAGGUUGUUGGUGUGGCUACCAAAAUGUGAGGCUACAUGGAGGAGUGAAGCUUUAGGAAAUAAAAUGUGAACAAAGAAAACUGCCACUUGGUUUCCCUUUUUUCUUUCCUAAAUUUGUAGUGUUGAACAUGAUGUGUUUUUUUUAAGGUAGCACUAAAGGUUUUGUAAAGCCUCUGUUGAAUGAAAGUUAGAUCCAGACGUUUUAUUUAACUUUAUUCAGCAGUUUUUUCGCUCAAAAGUCCAAAGUAUUUGACAAAGACUAUUAUUAAAAAAAGUGAGUAUCUGUAAUGCUGUCGGUUCCUAAAACAUGCAUGACUUGCAAAAAUGUGAAAGUGUUUAAUAAAGACGUUUAGAUCUGGA